AUGAUUUGUUUCUUAUUGCUUAUUUCAUUUGUAUUUUCAGAGAGUACAUCAAAUACACAUACAAUUCUUUGCAUGGAUAAUGAAGUUACUGAAGCUUCCAAGUGUCAAAAUUUCUUAGAAGUUUCAAAUAUUGCUGAUAACCAAAACUCAGCUAAAUGUAUUAAAUAUGGUAAUAAAUAUAUGAAAGUUUAUACCCAAUCUGUUAAACCGAGUACUGAUGGAGGAAUUGAACCAAAGAAUGGAGAAGAUGAGACUAAGAAUGGAGGAAGUGAGACUAAGAGUGGAUCUACCGAUGGUAAGAGUGGAUCUACCGAUGGUAAGAGUGAAUCUACAUAUAGAAAGAAUUUCAGAAAUAAUUGGAAAAAAAGUAUUAAAGGAGAAGAACCUGUUACUAUUACUUACCAUAUUAAGUAUUAUAACAAUAAUGAUUGUACUGGAAAUGAAGUAUCAGAUAUUACUGUUGUGCCAACUAAAAAACCGUCAAAUAUUGUUAUUACCAUCCCUGUUGAAGAGAGUAAAGACUCUGAUAAAAUCACAUAUACACAAUAUGUUGCAGCUAACGUUUGUGUUAAUAACAAGAUUUUUGUCAAUACUCAAUUUGGUGUUGCACAACAUAAAUGUACCAAUGACAAUGAAUAUAGUGAGCUUGAGGAUAUUAUUACUGAUAAAUUUAAUGGAAUGACAUGUAUUAUUCAAAAUAAAGUUGACAUCACAGACAAGACAUAUACUACUAGUACAACAGCUUCAUUUAAGAAAGUACAAUCUGUGAACACACAAUAUACAAUAACUGAUGGUGCAAAAAUUGUUGAAAUGACAUCCCCUGAUACAGGUAAAAUUUAUACAUGUACUAAAGGUACUAGUUCAAUAAUUAUAUGUACUAAAGACGAAAAACAAGAUUCUGUUACUGUUCUUAAUACUAAUGGUAAUAUUGCUACAGGUGCUUUAUGUAAUACAAAUAAAUGUGAAGAGAAUAAUGGUAAAGCUUAUUUCUUUGAUACGUGUGAAUCAAAUAUGAAAUAUCUAAUUGCUGGUUCAUUGUUCCAACAAUUUGAAUAUAAUGAAAAUACAUGUGAUAAUUUUAAACAACUUAAAUUAUCUAGUACUUCAGAUAAACAUUUUACUAUUGGUAGUGAGACAUAUCUACUUACUUUCAAUCCAAUUGAAUCAACUGAAACAAUUUAUACUAAAACAUCUGAUAUUGAAUAUAAGACUUACGUUGUUGGAUCUUGUCAUAAGACUGGUGAAACUUCUUCUAAAAAAGUAGUCAAGACAUCAGAAAAUAAAUAUGUUAUUGAAAAUUUCAAUGAUGUUGAAUGUAAAAGUGCUGGCUCUGUAGUUAAAAUUCUUACUUCUAUUCUUACAACUGUUCCAGUUCAAAAUGCUACUGUUACUCUUAUUGAAUCGGAUAUACAAUGUACUAUUAAGAAAGUUUCUGAUGCAGUCAUUUCUACAAACAUUAAAUUAGAUACAUGUGCUGACACAUUCAAAUAUGUUAUUGAAAAAGGUGUUGUUACAAAAUACACAUUCAAAAGUAAUUCAGAUUGUCUAAAUAGUAAAGAUGGAGUUGUUGAUCAAACAACUAAACAUACAUGUAAUAAAUGUGAUAAUAAUGUUGAAACUAUUUGUCCAAUGAUUACAGAUAAUAAUUCUAACAAUGAUGAAAAACCUAACAACAAUUUAGGUGAUAGUACAUCAAUUAUGUUUAUUGGUAUUGCUCUUAUCAUUACAAUCUUCUUCUAA
This is a messenger RNA of Entamoeba histolytica HM-1:IMSS, 1740 nucleotides long. RefSeq lists its product as uncharacterized. The record is from RefSeq and is a predicted model, not a curated record. The transcript has a single exon. The coding region runs from base 1 to 1740 and encodes 579 amino acids. NCBI's taxonomy places the organism in Eukaryota, Evosea, Mastigamoebida, Endamoebidae.